Molecule: messenger RNA, 2180 nt
Organism: Gigantopelta aegis
Lineage: Eukaryota; Metazoa; Mollusca; Gastropoda; Neomphalida; Peltospiridae
Product: phospholipid scramblase 2-like
Exons: 11
Coding region: 125-1096 (323 amino acids)
Biological process (GO): plasma membrane phospholipid scrambling
Cellular component (GO): plasma membrane
Molecular function (GO): phospholipid scramblase activity
Source: RefSeq, a predicted model, not a curated record
AACAGAGAAAACGAAAGCAGAAGGCAACAUUUGUUAUAAAUUGAUUGCCAAACUAUAACAAAUAUUGCGUAACAGUAAUUAUUAGGAAGACAGGUGAAUAUCGUUGCACUGCUAAGACUAGAAAAUGUCACAACCUAUUGCCAGUCAACCACAGGGCCAGGGCCCACCAGGAUAUGGUUCUAACCCACAAGCUGGUUAUGGGGCUCCACCAGGCCAAUAUGGAGCACCACCAGGCCAAUAUGGAGCACCGCCAGGCCAAUACGGAGCACCGCCAGGCCAAUAUGGAGCACCACCUCAAGGAUAUCAGUAUCAGAACCAGCAGUAUACCCAGGGUCAACCUCAAAUGCAACCAAUGCCUGGACAAUCUGGACAACCUGUCAAGUGGAUGAAUCAGCCUGAGGCGAUUUCCGGUUGUCCGCCAGGCUUGGAGUAUCUCACACAAGUAGACCAGCUGCUCGUCAAGCAACAGGUGGAACUUCUCGAAAUGGUUACUGGGUGGGAAACUGCUAACAAAUACAAAGUUGUCAACAAUCUGGGUCAGCAGGUGUAUUUUGCAGCAGAAGAAUCUGAUAUGUGCACUAGACAGUGUUGUGGACCACAGCGAGGAUUUAUUAUGCAUAUCACUGACAACAUGGGACAGGAGGUGAUCCGAGUACAGAGGGAGUUCAAGUGUUGUGCGGGUUGUCCCUGGUGUGCUGGGAUUGAUUGCUGUGCUCACUUCCUGACCGUUGAGUCGCCUGUGGGACACCCAAUCGGAUAUGUCAGACAGAUGGGAAGCUGCUGGGAACCACGGUAUGCACUUCUUGAUGCUGACAUGAAUAUGAUUCUCCAGAUUAAGGGCCCAUGCUGUAUUUGUCAGGGACCUUGCUGCACCUGGGAUCAGGAAUUCAAUGUUUUCUCUAAAGAUGAGAGUACAGAGGUUGGUAAGAUCAGUAAACAGUGGACUGGGCUAAUUAAAGAGAUGUUUACUGAUGCUGACAACUUUGGUGUUACAUUUCCAAUGGAUCUUGAUGUGAAAAUGAAGGCGGUUCUCUUGGCAGCUGUCUUCCUCAUUGAUUUCAUGUUCUUUGAGCAGAAACAGAACAACAAUAAUUAAAUUCAGAAAAGUGGAUGACGGUGAACCUACAGUGAACAAACUAACAGAAUGAUUGAAAUUGUACCAACAUUCCAAUUUUUUUUCAUGUGUGUAAUUUUAUGCUUCUUUUAUAUGUAAUUUACAUUUAGUCUAAUAUUCUUUGUGGAAGUCAUUAUAUCACAUGCAUGUAUCUGUGACGUGUUCAGAAGUCUGAGCGCUUGCUGACAAUUUGACAUGUAUCAUGUCUUCUGUCACAUCACAUUCAUCUAAUGUUGGGUGCAGAAACCAGUCUAGUGAGGGACCGCAAUCACUCACUCUCUUGAACUCACCUCUGCUGAUUGAUGUUUAACAUAUUUCUCAACUUUAAAUACCAAAGAUUGCAAACCCAAAUAUUAGGGUUCGAGAGGAUGGUUUGGGGGGGUGGGGGGGUGGGGGGGUAUUUUUGUUUUUUUAAAUAUAGGCUUUUGUGCAUGGGGUCUUAAAACCCCAAGCCCAAAGUGAAUAUUUUUUUAUCAGUAUGUUGUAUAGAAUCCCUUGAGGGCAGCUGGUAUAUUUUUAAUUAUACAUUAUAUACAUUAUUUAUGCUAGUGACAAUCUAGACAUCUCGUUUAUUGAUGUUAUAACAUCAUUGGAACCGUCUGCUAUCACAAACAGCAUUUAUAACCAUAAACUCAGUGAAUUUGCUACACUUUCUAUAUUAUCAGGAUCCAGUGUUCAAAAGAUUUCAAUAUAAUAGUUGAGAAAAUUAUUUGACAGUAUACCAUUUCGUUUUACUCUGUUAUUAAGUGUUGGGGAAAAGGUUACGGAUCGACACUGGGCUUGAAAUAAGAAGUAAAAUGUAACCUGCUGUUAUUGUUUUUAAAAUAGCAGGCCAAAAUAAAUAUAUAUUCUCCUGGGGAGAGUUUUGAAGUUUUUGUCUCUCCAAGACAAAAUCAGAAGGUGAGAUGCUACUUUUCCGAAGGUCAUAGGGAUAUGUUUGGCAUUUAUAUAGGGCUUCUAGAAUUUUCUAAAAAUCCACUAGCCAUGGGGUCAGUGAUUUUUUUUUUAAAUUCACUAGCCAUGGGAUCAAUGAUUUUCUAAAUCUGCUAGCCAUGGGAUCAAUGAU